This is a messenger RNA of Antrostomus carolinensis (chuck-will's-widow), 888 nucleotides long. It is a transcript of the gene SLC25A47, whose product is annotated as solute carrier family 25 member 47. The coding region runs from base 1 to 888 and encodes 295 amino acids. The transcript is spliced from 6 exons. Lineage: Eukaryota; Metazoa; Chordata; Aves; Caprimulgiformes; Caprimulgidae. The record is from RefSeq and is a predicted model, not a curated record. Gene Ontology annotation, molecular function: transmembrane transporter activity. Gene Ontology annotation, biological process: transmembrane transport. Gene Ontology annotation, cellular component: mitochondrion.
AUGGAUUUCAUUGCUGGGGCCAUUGGAGGUGGUCUAAGCACAGCAGUGGGUUAUCCGCUGGACACAGUCAAGGUGAGAAUUCAGACUGAGAGGCAUUACAAUGGGAUUUGGCACUGCAUUCAGGAAACAUACAGGACAGAAAAAGUCUGGGGAUUUUACAAAGGUGUGUCUGCAUCAGCCCUCGCGGUAUCGGUGAUUUCUUCUGUUUCAUUUGGCACGUACAAGAACUUCCUUUGUACCAUCUGCAAGCUGCGAUACGGGGCUGCAGACGCGAAGCCGUCCAAGCUGGAUGUUUCUCUGGCCGGAGGUGCUGCCGGUGCUGUCCGGGUUGUGCUGAUGACCCCUAGUGAAGUGGCGAAGGUUCGCAUGCAGACCCAGAGGAACCCACAUCCUUCCAUCCUAUCUCCCCAGCCUGUUUCCAAGCCAAAGUACCAAGGGUCUCUGCAUUGUUUGAAGGUGAUUGCCAAGGAGGAAGGUUUUGGGGGUCUCUACAAGGGCUGUUCUGCAUUACUCUGCAGGGAUUGCUCCUCUUCUGCAAUAUAUUUCCUUACCUAUUCUGUUCUGUGUGACUGGCUCACACCAGCUGGGAAAAAUAAACCAGGUUUCCUCGUUGUGCUGCUUUCUGGUGGUUUCGCUGGAGUCCUGGCCUGGGGAUUAGCUACUCCCAUGGAUGUCCUCAAAUCACGGAUGCAAACAGAUGAAUCGGACCAGCACAAGUACAAAGGCCUCGUCCACUGUGCUCGGGAAAGCGUGAGAAAGGAGGGUGCAAAAGUGCUCUUCAAAGGACUGGGUUUAAACUGCAUUCGUGCCUUUCCUGUGAACAUGGUGGUGUUUGUAGCGUAUGAAGCUGUACUGAGAUUUACAGAUCACUAUACAAACAAAAAAUAG